AAAUCCUCGCAUGAAACCCGCGCAAAUACAUUUUAUGUUAAAUUUGCUGCUUCGCCUUUCACGUCAUCUGCCGAUCAUAUUGAGGCCCAACAUGCAAAUUUUCAUAAAGAGUUAAAUAAACGUGGAAUCGAUGUCAAAAUUAAAGAUGUAUUUAAACGAUAUGCAAACGGAAUAAGCAUUGAAAUCGAUGAACGCCAUGUAAAAAGGAUUGCAGAAAUUGAGCACGUUGAAAGUGUCGAGCCCGUGAAAAUUUAUAAACGAAUUAAUCCAAUUAAGCCAAUCGAGUUUAAAAAGGAAAGUUUGAAUAAACGUAACGAAGACGAUCUUAAUAGAACAAUCCUAAUUGCCCCUAAUAAUGAUAUUAAUUCUGUUCAUGAAAUUACCGGAGUAAAAAAAGUUCACGAAAAAUUGAGACUCUCUGGAAAAGGUGUCAAAGUCGGAAUCAUUGAUUCAGGCAUUGAUUAUACACAUCCUGCUCUUGGAGGAUGUUUUGGGCCAGGAUGUAGAGUAGCAUUUGGGUACGAUUUUAUGAAAGAUACGAACGACCCGUACGAUAAUUGUAUAGGACAUGGAACAUUUGUAGCAGGAAUUAUUGGUGGUAUUGAUCUAAGGGAUAACGGUCCCGGAUUUGUAGGUGUAGCACCAAAUGUCAUUUUUGGCGCAUAUAAAGUUUCAUCUUGCCCAAAUGAAAUUGAUGGAGAACACGGAAUUUUGGAAACCACAGUAAUGAAGGCUGUUAUUAAGGCUGUCGAUGACGGGAUGGAAAUCAUAAAUAUGUCCUUGGGAUUUGCGGGUGACGAUAGAAGCAAUCUUGCAAUUUUGAUCAAUGAAUUCGCUAAACAAAAGGGAAUAAUAUUCAUAGUAUCGGCAGGGAAUUAUGGUGAAUCUGGUUUAUUUACAAUUGCAAUGCCAUCGAAUGCACAAAAUUCUAUUAGUGUUGGUUCAUUUGAAACGGAUAAAGUCAUUAAUUUUAAAGCUUUUGAUCCAAAGAAUCCAAAGUUUGUUAUUAACUAUAUUACAAAAAGAGCAUUAGCUUUUACCUUCAAAAAUAUUAAAAGUAUUAAAGUUAAAUUGUUUCCGAUGAGUAAAUGUUUAAAUUAUGAUUACAAUGAAUUUAAUGAUACAAUAAUAAUCAUAGACUAUAGAGUUAAAAACAUUUGCCCAGAACAUUUAAUGCAAAAAACCUUAAACCCGCGCGGGAGGUUUGUAAUAAGUCCGAGACCAUUUGAUCUACCGGAUAAGAGAAAUCGGGCAAUUAUCGAUUCGAAACAAGCCGAUAUUUUAAUAAAGUAUCUCGAAAAAAAUCCAAAUUUAGAAUUAGAUUUUUCUGACAAGUAUGGAUAUAUGGAAUAUAAACCAUUUUCUGUAGUUCCUUCGGCAUUUUCAAGUUGGGGGUUAACUGAAGAGUUAAAUAUUAAGCCUGAAAUUUCUGCUCCAGGACAACUUAUGCUUUCAUCUUUCCCAGUCAAUUUAUCACCUUACGUGGUAAUGUCUGGAACAAGUUUUUCUUCACCGUAUAUCGCAGGCAUAGCGGCAUUGUAUAUUGAAUCAUUUGGAAAACAAUCUUUUGAUCAACUAAAAAUCGCAUUUAUGAAUUAUGCUGUACCACGUAAAGAUCGUAACCAUUUACUAGCCCCGGUAAUCAUUCAAGGCGCAGGACUCGUUGACGCGUUUAAUAUGUUGAAAGCAACCAGCUUUGUCUAUCCUCCAAAAAUUAAUUUGAAUGACACUGUUCAUUUUAAUGGAAGUCACAAAUUAAAUAUUUAUAAUAGUGGAAGAAAAGAGAUGAAAUAUAAGUUAUCGCAUAUUCCAGCUCCAAGCAUUAACGGAUACAAUAACACUUCGCCAAGAAAUUAUAUAAACUUGGAAUAUUUUACAAAACAAAAUCAAUACGCUAACGUUCAAUUUGAUAAUGAUCAAAUAGCCGUACCACCUCGAUCAAGUGUUGAAGUUUCUGUAACAUUUAUAUCACCAAGAGAACUACCCAUGGAUGGACAUUUUUUUUAUAGUGGAUGGUUAGAAAUAGCUCCUUUGGAUGAGAAAAUGUCCAUAAUGACAGUUCCUUAUGCCGGGUUAGCUGAUGAUGCAAGAUCUCUUCCAUUAUUUCAGACACCCACCUUUCCUGCACUUGUUAGUUUGUUUGCCAAUAAGACAAUUGCUCGUAUCAAAGAAGAGGAUCCAAUUAAAACAUUCACCUUAAAACUUCUUAAUGAAACCAUCGGAUUAUAUGAUUAUCCAUCGGUAGUUCUUAAUCUUGCAACUCCGACACAAAUGAUUAUUACCGAAAUACUUGAUGACAAACAAAGUCUUUUAGGAUGG
Funneliformis caledonium is the source of this 2319-nucleotide messenger RNA. NCBI's taxonomy places the organism in Eukaryota, Fungi, Glomeromycota, Glomeromycetes, Glomerales, Glomeraceae. The record is from the annotation of a GenBank genome assembly.